Messenger RNA from Zasmidium cellare ATCC 36951, 1605 nucleotides. RefSeq lists its product as uncharacterized. The record is from RefSeq and is a predicted model, not a curated record. The coding region runs from base 1 to 1605 and encodes 534 amino acids. NCBI's taxonomy places the organism in Eukaryota, Fungi, Ascomycota, Dothideomycetes, Mycosphaerellales, Mycosphaerellaceae. The transcript is spliced from 2 exons.
AUGGGUACCGAUGAGGGUCUGCAGAUCAUCACAUACUCCACGAAGAAGCACGUCGACGCGACUACCCUCAGCCGGAUCCGCAGUCAUGCUCAGCAUCAUGUGCAGAGUCAGAGGGGUCGUGGCAAGGGGACCCGCGCGUCCACUCCACAUGCAAGGAAUCCUUCGGCCCAGAAAGGCACCAUGUCCACGUUCUGCAGCACCCUCGACUUUGAUUCCUGCAAGGAUCCACCCAAGAAAGUAAAGUCAACGAGACGAGUAAAACCACGAAAGUCGAUCGUACCUGAAGAGCCCUUGGACAUUGACAUCAGCCCGUCACCGAUUUCACAAAUCCUCGGCACAGCCUUCGAACCAUUCGACACUUUUCCCGUCGUGCUCGAUAGUGACUUCAUCUCUCUAUUCGAGCGCUAUCAUCGAGCAUGGAAGUGGAAACAAUCGAAAGCGGACUUGUUUCAAGAGACAGUUAGCAACGCUACGCUUUGCCAUAGCUGGCUUGCUAUCGCGAACACCUUGACUCAGAAAAAGGAAGUCAAAGCUAUCGAACAUGAGAUCAAGACAAUCGACAUCGUCUAUGCUGGCCUGGAAAGACUACCGACCCUCUCCGCCGCCGACCGCGAUUCGGAAGGGCUGUCUUUGACUUGGGCGAUUGUACGUCUGGCUCUCAUCAAGGCCAACCAAGGAGACCUGGACGAGGUCGUGAACCAUCUCAACGCUCUUGCCACCAUCGCACCUUCAAGAGAAGCCAUCGAACAAGCCAAGUUCGGUGACCACAUCCAGUGCACAAUCGCCAUCCUGCUGCUCUUCAACGUCGGGCAGAUGGAACGGAUUGACCCCGCAAUGCGCUAUCCCUACGGUUAUCAGGAGACUUCCGCACUUGAAGAAGUCGAAGCACUGGGUUUCAUGCUACCUGCAUCUUGCCCUCUGCUCCAAUCACCCGUGACUGGCUUGAUCAAGGAGCAGAUUUUGGAUGCUCUGAAAGCACUUACAGCACUUUGUCAGAUGCUACCCAAUCACGAUGCACCGUACGGCUAUCCCACCGUCCACAACAAAGAACAAGCGAUCGGCUGCAUGAAGAUCGGUCAGCGGUUGGCCAACUUCGAAAUGCAAGAUCAUCUGGAAGGCCCUGCGGAAUGGCGAGACCAGCUCCAAGGCUGCCUGACCUUUAGCGCGCUGAUUUUCGUUUGGUGCUUUGGUCGCCGCAAGGAUGCCACACCUACAGCUAUUGCAUAUGUUCGGGACGAAGUGCGUCGGAAGUUGACCCCGGAGCUGAUAUGUCGCGCCGUUCGCGAAGUCGGCAGAAGCCAGCCUCUCGUCGACCUAAUGCUAUGGAUGUUAAUCGUUUGCGGAUCCACUUCCGCAACACCGGACGACAAGUUGUACUACUCUGGCCUCAUCCGUGUGCUCGCACCAGAUUUCCUUGAACGUAGCUUCGAGGAGCUAGAAACAUGGGGGCGGCAGAUGCCGUGGAUCAGGGGUCAUUAUAACUCGCCUGUAGAGGAGUUUUGGGAUUUUAGUACGGGAAGGGCGACAGAUGACGCGGUCAAGAGAGCCAAGUACCUCGAGCUUCUCGGGCAGGAGCGCGAGCGGUGUCCUAGUAUACUUCAAUAA